CCACAUCCACAUAAGGUUGCAGAGGCUUCAAUCUUGGUUUCCCGCACUCUUUGUUUCCCUACCGUACGUCUUGUGAUCUCUUUAGUCUGCAAAGAACAGAAAGAGAAAAAAAACCAUGGCUGGAGAAGCACUUCUUGGAGCUGCAGUUGGAGUGCUGCUCGACCGUUUGACUUCCAAGGAGCUCAUCAACUUCUUCCAGUGUCGAAAGCAUAACGAAAGGCUCCUCAAGAAGCUGAAGUUGAAAUUGCUUGGACUUAAUAAGGUGCUCAAUGAUGCAGAGGACAAGCAGAUCACUGAUCGAGCUGUGAAAGAAUGGCUUGAUGAGCUUAAAGAUGCCAUUUACCACGCCGAAGACUUAGUGGAUGAGAUUGCUACUGAGGCUUUGCGGUGCAAGGUGAAAGCCGAGUACCAAAGCGGCUCAAACCAGGUACAGUCUUUGAUCUCAUCUUUCACUAAACUAUUUGACGAUGAGAUAGAGUCCAAAUUAGAGAGCAUGAUUGAGAAAUUGGAAGAUUUUACGAAAGAAAAAGAUAUACUUGGUUUGAAAGAAGUUGCUGGACAGAACUGGUUUCACAAGUUGCCAACAACUUCUUUGGUGGAUGAGUCCUGUGUUUAUGGAAGGGAGGAUGACAAGGAGAAGAUAAUGAAAUUGUUGCUCUCUGAUGGAGAAAGUAGCAAUAGGAUUGAUGUGAUUCCGGUUGUCGGGAUGGGUGGGGUGGGCAAGACCACCCUUGCUCAACUUUUGUACAAUGAUGGUAGAGUGAAGGCGAAUUUUGAUAAGAAAGCAUGGGUUUGUGUCGCUGACAUAUUUGAUGUUUUAAGUAUCACAAGAACAAUUGUAGAGGCAGUCACGGGGCCGACUUCUAAUGCAAAAGACCUAAACUUGCUUCAGGUCAAGCUGAAAGAAUCAUUGGGUGGGAAGAAGUUUCUUAUUGUCUUGGAUGAUGUUUGGAAUGAUAACUAUGAACAUUGGGACACUUUGAUUACUCCUUUUAGUUUUGGAGCACGCGGGAGUAAGAUUAUUGUUACAACACGCAAUGAGAGUGUUGCAUCUAUCAUGCAAACAGUUCCUAUUCAUGGUUUGAAGGAAUUACCAGAGGAAGAUAAUUGGAUGUUGUUUUCCAAACAUGCUUUUCAGAAGGGCAAUUGCAAUGCACAUCCCAACCUUCAAAAGAUUGGCAAGAAGAUUGUGAAAAAGUGUAAAGGUUUGCCUUUAGCCGCAAAAACACUAGGUGGUCUUUUGCGCUCCCAACAAGAUGUUAAGGAUUGGAAUAAUAUACUUGAAAGUGCGAUAUGGGAGUUAUCAGAGCAGAAGAGCAACAUCCUUCCAGCCUUAAGAUUGAGCUAUCAUUAUCUCCCUUCCCAUUUAAAAAGAUGUUUCGCUUAUUGUUCCAUAUUUAUCAAGAAUUAUGAAUUCGACAUUAAGGAAUUAGUCUCAAAUUGGAUAGCAGAAGGUUUGGUGGAGAAGCCCAAAAAUAAUAAGACAGUGGAAGAGGAAGGUUAUGAGCGCUUCCACGAAUUGCUUUCAAGGUCAUUUUUUCAGAGGUCAAAUGCUAAUGAUUUUGUUUUCGUCAUGCAUGAUCUUGUUCAUGAUCUAGCUCAAUCUGUGGUUGGAGGUUUCUGUUAUAGGUUAGAUCAUGGCAAGCCAUGUGGUGCCUCUGAGAAUGUACGCCAUUUCUCGUAUGUUCGAGGUAGAUUUGAUGGUGUUGAUAAGUUCAAGGUAAUUAAGAAUGCUAAGUGUUUGAGGACUUUCCUUCAAGUAGACCGUAGAACCUAUGACAAACAAUGGUUGAGCAAAAAGGCGUUGGAUGAGAUUAUUUCAGGACUGCCACGUUUACGGCUUCUAUCUUUGCCGAGAUAUCAGAUUGAGGAAUUGCCUUAUUCAAUUGGCAAACUAAUACAUCUUCGCUUUUUAGACCUCUCCUAUAAUCGAAUCACACAGUUACCUGAAUCAGUUUGUACCCUAUACAAUUUAGAAACAUUGUUGUUAUCUAAUUGUCAUCUUCUUACAACCUUACCAGUAGAGCUUGUAAAACUAAUUUCAUUGCGUCAUCUUGAUUUAAGUGGAACCAACUUAAAAGAGAUGCCAAUGCAUAUAAGUAGGUUGAAAGAUCUCCAACAAUUAACUGUUUUUUUAGUGGGAAAAUGCAGUGGGUCCGGUAUCAAUGAGUUGAAAGAGCUUCAUAGUCUUUGUGGAGCAAUCACCAUCGCAGGUUUAGAAAAUGUAACAAGUGGCAGCAAUGCAUUGGAGGCAAAGUUGAAGGAGAAAAAGCACCUUGAAAAGUUAGCGUUAGAAUGGGGUAGCACUGCAGAGGAUUCACAGAAGGAAAGAGAUGUUCUUGAAAAGCUAGAGCCUCAUACACACUUGAAACACCUCCAUAUAAAAAACUAUAGAGGCACAAAAUUUCCUACUUGGUUAGGAGAUCAAUCAUUCUGCAAGAUGGAGUCGUUACGUUUAGAGAAUUGUGAGUUUUGCUUUUCCUUGCCACCACUUGGUCACCUGCCCUCUUUGAAGGAGCUUACAAUUGCAAGGAUGCCUUACAUAAGGAACGUUGGGCAUGAAUUUUAUGGAGAGAGUGGUUCUUUAAGCAAACCGUUUGAAUCUCUAGAGACUCUACGUUUUGAAGAAAUGCCGGAGUGGGUGCAAUGGCUUCAGUUAGAUGCCGGAGAGUUCUCUCGGCUUCAAAAGCUUGAGGUAAUCAAGUGUCCCAAUCUGAUUGGAGACUUUCCAAAGGUGCCUUCUUUGGUGAAACUUACUAUAGAGAAAUGCCCAAGGCUUGUGGCUUCACUUGUAAGGGCUACUUGUAUACGUGAGGUAGUGUUGGAGGAAUGCGAAGGGGUACAGUUCGAGACGCAAGGUGUAUCUUCUGUUGAAAAUCUAAAGAUUUCAAGCUUUGCAAGUCUGGAGGAAUUUGCAAGCGAGCUGUUACCACUAACAAAUCUGAAGGAGCUGAUUGUAGAGAAAUGUCCAAGGCUUUUGUCAUUUCUGGAGGAAAUGAUGUGCCUCAACAACUUGAAAGAACUUAGUGUUCGGUGGUGUCCGAAACUAGAGCUCCCGCUAUCUGUGGCGAUGAGUCAUUGCUACACAUCUCUUGAAAAAUUGACCUUGUUUGGCUGUGAGAGUCUCAAAUCCCUCCCGCUAGAUUUAUUCCCGAAGCUUCAAAAUCUAUCAGUUGAGGAUUGCACAAAUUUUGAGACCCUGGUGAUUCCAGAGGGGAUUGAGCUUCAAAAUCUAACAUCAAUUCAGCGCCUAAAUUUUGUCGGCUGUAGCAAUAUGGUAAUUUUUCAUUGCGGAGGAUUACCUGCUCCAAAUCUGUCUUAUUUAUCUUUCUGUGAUUGCAAGAAACUGAAGGCUCUUCCAGGACAAAUGAACACCCUCUUCCCAUCUCUUGACAUGUUCUUAUUAGCAUGUUGUCCAGAAAUUGAGUCUUUUCCGAAAGGGGGUCUGCCCUCCAAAUUACGUACUCUUUACAUUGUGAAUUGCAAGAAACUUGUUGGUGGCUGGAGAGAUUGGGGUUUGCAAAGACUCCCCUCUCUUACACGCUUUGCAGCGGGAGGUGAAUCUGAAGAUGUGUUGGAGUCGUUUCCAGAGGAGGGGCUGCUGCCCUCCACUGUUACAACGUUCUGGAUCAUAUGUAUGCCAAAUCUCAAAUCACUGAAUGACAAGGGCCUUCAACCUCUUGGUUCUCUCAAAUACAUGGAUAUUUGGGAUUGCCCUCAUCUCCAAUCCUUGCCAGAAGAGGGGCUUCCCUCUUCCCUCUUUGAGCUGCAAAUUAGGGAAUGUCCAUUGCUGAAACCUCGUUGCCACAUGGAAGGAGAAGACUGGCAUAAGAUUGCUCACAUCCCUCUUAUAAAUAUCGAUGGUGAAGCUGUCUUCGACCAAGUCUAUCUCGGUCCAGUAGACCCUACUGUGGUUACUAAGUUCUACGAUUUUUAGCCAGGGGAAACCACAACUUUCCACUGAGGCUUUCGCGUAGAAGUAUGGGUUUUCACAUUUAUUUAUUUUCCUCACAGCAAAAAGUUGAUUUGAUCAAGCAGUAUUGCAGAUUGAUUCAGCCCCAUUUGGAACUAUGACUGCUACUACUACUAUUACCAACAACAAAAAAAACAAAUACAGAAGUUACUUUGAGUACUUCAAGGAACUGAAUUUCUUGAAGCUUCUACAAGAAGUAGAGCCAAAGAUGUAAUGGGCAAUUAUAAGAUCCAUUUUUUGUGACGGCUUGGAAGGUAGCUGACUGAUAACAAAAAGCUAGAGCCAUGUACAACUAUAUAUACAGGUUGGUAUUCUACUCACCAUAAGCUCUUGAAGAAUAAAAAAAUCUCAAUCAUGUGGAUGUACAUUUGAUAUAAGCUUACAAAUUUGGUGUGGCUGCAAUGCAUGACUUCUAAAGCUGGCAGAUCUUGGGUUUCCAAAAUUGUAUAGAGCAAUGGCAGAUGAUUUAGGUCAUGUUUGGAUUAUAACUUUGUGGAGGGAAGCGCUAGUAUCGAAUUGGUAUUACAUGAUUGUGAUCAAAACAGUUUUCAGUGUGUGACAUGGUGCAGAUGAAGUUGGCUACAAAAAUCUGAGGAGGUGCAACUAUCUUUAUAUUUUUCGUGUCUCAUCAAAUUUAGCGACAUUUGCAUGGAGUUCUGCUUUCAUCAAUCCAAUUUCCAUGAGCUGGAGUGAAAGUGUAAUGGACCUACUCUUUGUCAUUUUCAUUUUUGUUUUUUGCAGCUGUUAAUCCAUGGCCCCUAUUUGAAUGUUGAUGUUCUACAUUUGUAACUUGCUAUGAAGGCACACGUUAUAUCAUAAUUAAAUAAGAUGAUGCAAUUGUUUUUCUA
Molecule: messenger RNA, 4821 nt
Organism: Rhododendron vialii
Lineage: Eukaryota; Viridiplantae; Streptophyta; Magnoliopsida; Ericales; Ericaceae
Product: putative disease resistance protein At3g14460
Exons: 4
Coding region: 116-3937 (1273 amino acids)
Biological process (GO): defense response to other organism
Molecular function (GO): protein binding; ADP binding
Source: RefSeq, a predicted model, not a curated record